AUGAUGCUGGCCAUCAUUCUAACACUCCUUACAUUCGCCCAGAGCGCUCCUGUCGGCCGGCCUGUCCCCGACGUCGUUGCCCGUCACGACCGGAAGCGCCCCGGCGUCAUCAUUGGCGCAGUCGUGGGCAGUGUCGUGGGAGCGUUCAUCAUUGCCUUUGCCAUUUUCUGGUGGCGUGGCAAAGGCUGCCUCGACCGGAAGCGACCCGUCACGCCUUCGCCACCAGAGUCGGCGCGUGCGAGCAUACAUUCGCAGCGGAGCCAGCAAAGUCGCAUCAUUGGCCGCGUCACGCACGAAGAGGGGUGGCACCACCUGCCGAACCCCACGGUGCCCAGCUCCGCGCCAUCUAUCAAGUCUGCCAGAGAAAAGGACGACCCCGGCGCUAGUGUGACGUCGUUGUCGUCCCCGAGAAAGAACGAUAACAGACUGCCGUACAUCAAGGCAUCGAGCCCUCCCCCUGCUCCAGCCGAGAACCCAUGGAAAAUUCCUCGCCCUCGCUCGGCGAACAGUGUCCGCUCCGGCACGAGCUCGCCCGUCAAGGAGCCCUACAUCCGAGUUUCGUCCGAGACGUCGCGGGAACGCCGGGUCAGCUUGCAAGAGCGCCUCGAGCAAAGGGAGCGGACGGCGUCUGAUCACAAGGAGGACCUCACAGAGCCCGGUGCGCGGGCAGCAAGCAUGAACCGCGACCCGCCGCUCAACCGCAAGCCGAGCUUCACUAUGAUGCUGAAGAACAGCUCGAGAGUGUCCCUUGGCGCAACUGGAGCGCCGAGCGUGGGCGGUUACGUCACGACACAGGAAAGACUCCGAAACCAGGAUGAGUGUAGUUGUUAA
Messenger RNA from Trichosporon asahii var. asahii CBS 2479, 831 nucleotides. RefSeq lists its product as uncharacterized. The transcript has 2 exons. The coding region runs from base 1 to 831 and encodes 276 amino acids. NCBI's taxonomy places the organism in Eukaryota, Fungi, Basidiomycota, Tremellomycetes, Trichosporonales, Trichosporonaceae. The record is from RefSeq and is a predicted model, not a curated record.